Ilex paraguariensis (yerba mate) is the source of this 2198-nucleotide messenger RNA. NCBI's taxonomy places the organism in Eukaryota, Viridiplantae, Streptophyta, Magnoliopsida, Aquifoliales, Aquifoliaceae. The record is from the annotation of a GenBank genome assembly.
UGAAUUAGGUCAAAAUUGGAAUAAAUUUGAAUCGAGAGGAUCUGGAUCUCCCGCACACCGUCAUAAACAAAUCAGAAUCGUCAAAAUCUGGAUUUUGAAUUCGAGUCCGACGCCAAACUCUUCCACAUUCGACCCAUUCCUCUUUCACUUCUCCCCUUCUUGAACACCCCUUUUCGGACACAGUUCCAGUGUUUACGUUCCCGCACAGAGAAAUCGACACUCAAAUCUAUAUCUAUGGAUAGAGAGUCUGAUUCAAAGAAGCCAAAGUUGGUGGAGAGAGAGCUUGAGGGUCGGUUUCUUCUCUCUGUUACGUUUGAAUAAUUUGUCGGCACUUGGGGCAGAAAAGCCCUAAUUUUUACUUUGUUGUGAGAUUUAGGGUUUAUAUACGCUUGAAAUUCAGAACUCAAGUUCGUGUUUUAGACUGGAGGAAAUGGUGUCCUUAUUGAUUGUGUGAUAUACCUAAAUGCAAUCAGUAGCUGUGUAAAAUUUGGGGGUUUAGCUUUGUUGUUGUUGUAGAAUACGGGUGUGUUUUGUGGGAUGGACGGAAGGAGAAUAACGGCAAGUCCGAGGCCGUGCUGUGGUCGACGGGUGGUGGCAAAGAAGCGGCCUCGCGGUGGCAACGAUGGGUUCGUGAACAGUGUGAGGAAGCUCCAGAGAAGGGAGAUUUGCUCGAAGCGUGACCGUGCCUUUAGUAUGAGCGAUGCCCAAGAAAGGUUCAGGAACAUUCGCUUGCAGGAGGAAUAUGAUACCCAUGAUCCUAAAAGUUGUGCCACGGUACUGCCAUUUCUCAAAAAGAGGUCAAAAAUUAUUGAGAUAGUAGCUGCUCGUGACAUCGUCUUUGCUCUUGCACAAUCUGGUGUUUGUGCAGCAUUUAGCAGAGAGACUAACCAGAGGAUAUGCUUUCUGAAUGUCAGUCCAGAUGAAGUUAUAAGAAGCUUGUUUUACAAUAAAAACAAUGAUUCACUUAUCGCAGUAUCAGUUUAUGCUUCAGACAAUUUCAGUUCCUUGAAAUGCAGAACCACUCGGAUUGAAUACAUACGUAGGGGUAAACCCGAUGCUGGCUUUGCUCUUUUUGAAUCUGAGUCAUUGAAAUGGCCUGGUUUUGUAGAGUUUGAUGAUGUUAACGGGAAGGUACUCACUUAUUCUGCACAGGAUAGCAUAUACAAGGUCUUUGACUUGAAAAACUAUACGAUGUUGUACUCGAUAUCAGAUCAAAAUGUUCAGGAAAUUAAGAUCAGUCCAGGAAUCAUGUUGUUGAUUUUUACAAAAGCUAGUGGCCAUGUUCCUCUGAAGAUUCUUUCAAUAGAGGAUGGGACAGUUCUCAAAUCUUUCAAUCAUCUUCUUCACCGGAAUAAGAAGGUGGAUUUCAUCGAACAGUUUAAUGAAAAGCUUCUGGUCAAGCAAGAAAAUGAGAAUCUCCAGAUUCUUGAUGUUCGCAAUACCGAGUUAACAGAAGUUAGCAGAACUGAAUUUAUGACCCCAUCAGCAUUCAUAUUUCUGUACGAGAACCAGUUAUUCUUGACAUUCAGGAAUGGAACCGUAGCUGUUUGGAACUUUCGUGGGGAGCUCGUGACUUCCUUUGAGGAUCAUCUUUUGUGGCAUCCUGACUGCAACACAAACAACAUAUACAUCACGAGUGAUCAGGACCUUAUCAUUUCCUAUUGCAAAGCUGACUCUGAUGAUUCAUUGCCUGAAGGAAAUGCGGGGUCUAUCAAUAUCAGCAAUAUAUUGACAGGAAAAUGCCUUGCCAAAAUAAAAGCAACCAACAGGUUUCUGAUGGGCGACUGCAGUUGCAGGGGUAGUUGUAGUGGCAGAACUUGCAGCUCAAAGAAGCGGGUCCAGGCUUCAAGGAUUAGGAGUACUGUUGCAGAAGCAUUGGAAGACAUCACUGCUCUCUUCUAUGACGAGGAACGCAAUGAAAUCUACACUGGUAAUAGGCUUGGCCUGGUCCAUGUAUGGUCUAAUUGAAGGUUGUGUCUUGUCAUCUCAUUUGCCUUCAGACUCCAAGAUUGUUCUUCCAGAUGGUUGAGUUCAUUCUGCUGCCCCACACUACGAGAACUGUCUGGAACUGUAUUUUAGAUGCUCUUGAAGUAGUUUAUUGUUGUACUGUUUCCCGCAUUGAUCAGGGUGUGUAGUUUGACAUAUCUCCCCCCCCCCCCCCGGAAACUGGGGAUAUUUUCUUCUUCCUUCUUCCUUCU